AUGGCUCUAGGCAAACAUUUCAUAAAUGAUAUCGAUGCACCCGUUGAUAGGGCAUUGCGUGCUCAGCUAGCUCGUGAUCCUGCCUUGCGGUUACUCGAAUCAGAGAAGGAGUUGCCAGUUGUCUUCCGUCAGCAAGCACCAGAAUCACAGAAAGUCAUCCUGCUCUCUGGAGGUGGGUCGGGCCAUGAACCUGCGCACGCUGGCUACCUCGGUGAAGCCCUUGUCAUUGUGAAAAACUACACGGGAGACCGACUCAACUUCGGGCUCGCUGUCGAGAAGGCCAAGGCUGAUGGGCGCGCGGUAAAUGUGGUGGUUGUUGGUGAUGAUGUCUCUAUUGAGCACCCUGGCCUCGUUGGGCGACGUGGGCUGGCUGGUGUUGUGUUUGUCCAUAAGGUUGCCGGCGGUGCUGCUGCUAAGGGAGCAAAUCUCGCUCAAGUGACUCACCUAGCUCAGACCGCGGCCGAUUCUUUAAUCACUGUUGGGGUCAGUCUUGAUCGUUGCAGCGUCCCUCAGCGCGCAAACCAAGAGCCCCUGCCUUUCAGGGAACUAGAGUAUGGGAUGGGAAUCCACAAUGAGCCCGGCGUUCAACGCAGCACGAUCCAAACCCUCAAGGAAACCGUUUCAAUUGUCAUCCGGAUGCUCACAAGGCCGAGCUCACAGCGCUGGUAUCCUCAGCAGCGCCAGGAAAUGGCUCUCAUGGUGAACAGUCUUGGAGGCCUGAGUGUUUUGGAAUUAAACGUGAUUGCAGACGAGCUCACUAGCCAACUUCGCCAUGAGAACUUCAGUAUCAAGCGUAUCGUCUGCGGAACCUUCGUGUCCUCUUUGGAUGGACCUGGUUUUUCAGCUACUCUACUGGGCCUGAACGAAGAGAUUGACGAGCUUUUGGGUGCUCCCACAACCGCUCCGGCCUGGCCCUCCUGUUCCAAGGCUUAUUUAGACGGCCUCGAAGGCCGGAUGGUCAAGCCUAUUGCAGUGGUUGGGGAUGCAAGCUCGGCAGACCCACUUUACACAGUUUCGGGGCUUGUCGUUGAUAAGGUCAUCACCGCCGUUGGUCAGUCCAUCACUAAGACAGAGCCUCUCAUUACCCGAUAUGAUACCAUUGCCGGCGACGGAGAUUGUGGUGAGACACUUCUGAACGGUGUAAAUGCUAUCAUUCAUGGACUCAAAUACUCCCCUGGAGAUAUCCUCGAUCUCUCCUUGGUCCUCCGACGUAUCGCAUCCAUCGUCGAACAGAGCAUGGGCGGCACCUCAGGCGCGAUCUACGCCAUCUUCUUCAAUGCUGUCUCCAAUGCGAUCUCGACUAGGAAUUUUGCUAUCUCAUUCGCUGAUAGGCUGGCAUAUGCCAUAUCCCAAGCUCUCCAAGAUGGCCUUGUAGAGUUGUACAGAUACACACCCGCUCGGCAAGGCCAUCGCACACUGAUGGAUGCGUUGAUCCCUUUCGUUGCAACAUUUGCAGCAGAACAGGAUCUGGAUAAGGCGUGUGCUGCAGCUGUAGCCGGUGCGGAGAGUACACGCAGUUUGACUCCGACAUUGGGGAGGGCCAGCUAUGUAAGCAGGAAUCAUUUCGUUGCAGAGGGUGGUCUCCCGGACCCCGGCGCCAUAGGGGUUGCGAGUAUCGUGAAUGGUAUAAAGGACGGACUGUCCCAGAAUUAG
This is a messenger RNA of Aspergillus terreus NIH2624, 1653 nucleotides long. RefSeq lists its product as uncharacterized. Gene Ontology annotation, biological process: glycerol catabolic process. Bases 1 to 1653 code for a protein of 550 amino acids. Gene Ontology annotation, molecular function: glycerone kinase activity. The transcript has 6 exons. The record is from RefSeq and is a predicted model, not a curated record. Lineage: Eukaryota; Fungi; Ascomycota; Eurotiomycetes; Eurotiales; Aspergillaceae. Gene Ontology annotation, cellular component: cytosol.